AGCCACAGCUGUGGAGUAAAAGCUGUUCCUCAGUCUGUUUGUUCUGGUUUCUGAACUGUUUGUCGGACAGCAGCAGGUCAAACAGGGAGUGGCCAGGCAGGAGAGUAACCAUGGAUGUCGUCUCCUCGCUGGUCCGCCCUCUCCUUCUCCUCCUCGUCUUCGUCCUCCUGUCCUCCCUCCCCUCCUGUUCUCCCUCCAUGCUGUGUCCAAAACGGUGCACCUGCCAGAACCUGCUGCCGUCCUACACGGUGCUGUGUGCCAAGACGGGUCUCCUCUUCGUCCCGCCCAACAUUGACCGCCAGACGGCCGAGCUCAGGCUGAUGGACAACUUCAUCACGACGCUGAGGCACCGCGACUUCGCCAACAUGUCCAGCCUGAUACAUCUGACCCUGAGCAGAAACACCAUCAGUCAGAUCCGGCCUUACGCCUUCGCUGACCUCCAGGAUCUCCACGCUCUCCACCUGGACGCCAACCGCCUCACCACCCUGGACGACUCCCAUUUCCAGGGUCUGGUUAACCUGCGGCACCUCAUCCUGGCCAACAACCAGCUGCACAGCAUAUCAGAGGGAGCCUUUCAGGACUUCCUGGAAACGUUGGAGGACUUGGAUCUGAGCUACAAUAACCUGGUGGACAUCCCCUGGGAGACCAUCGCCCUGCUGGUCAGCGUCAACACCCUCAGUCUCGACCACAACCUCAUAGAGAGCGUCCCCGAGGGAAUCUUCUCCAAUCUACAUAAACUGGCCAGACUGGACAUGACGUCCAACAAGCUGAAGAAGAUUCCUCCGGACCCGUUGUUCCUGCGGAUUCCAGUGUACGCUAAGAUGAAGGGCUCUCCUCUGACGGCGCUGGUGUUGAGUUUUGGUGGGAACCCUCUCCACUGUAACUGCGAACUGGUCUGGCUCCGCAGACUGACCAGGGAGGACGACUUGGAGACCUGCGCUUCACCUAGAGACUUGGCUGGCAAAUACUUCUGGACCAUUAGAGAGGAGGAGUUUGUCUGCGAACCGCCGAUGAUAACCCGUCACACCUCCAAGAUGUUUGUGAUGGAGGGUCAGGAGGUCAGCCUGCGCUGUAAGUCCAUCGGAGAUCCUGAACCUUCGACACACUGGGUCAGCCCUGAUGGAAAGCUGAUCGGCAACACGACCAGAACCAUUUGCUACGAGAACGGCUCGCUGGACAUCCUCAAGGCCUCCGUCAAGGAUUCUGGAAAGUUUACGUGCAUAGCGUCUAACGCAGCUGGUGAGGCCACAGCUCCUGUUGAGUUAGUUGUCAACCCUUCACCACAUUUUGACCCCAAACUGGACCCCGACCCGGGGCCGUCAGACAUCCCCACGUCCAUCAAGUCCAACAUCAGCGGGGGCCAGGCCCGGUCCGACCAGCAGAGGGUCAGCGUGUCGGAUCUAACGUCCAGCUCUGCUACCAUCAGAUGGCCCCCACAGAACCACAUACCAGGGGUCCGCAUGUACCAGAUUCAGUACAACAGCUCCACCGACGAUAUACUUAUAUAUAGGAUGAUCCCAGCCAACCACAAGUACUUCCUGCUGAGUGAUCUGGCGUCGUCGCGGGACUACGAGCUGUGUGUUUUGGCCGUCUACGAUGACGGCAUCACGGCCCUGACGGGCACCAAGCUGGUGGGCUGCGUGUCCUUCACCACGGAGACCGAGUACGGACGCUGUCACUCUCUACGAGACCAGUUUCUCGGCGGCACCAUGAUCAUCAUCAUCGGGGGGAUCAUUGUGGCCUCCGUCCUCGUCUUCAUCUUCAUCCUCCUGAUGAAGUACAAGCUGCACAGUAACCACUACAAACAGAAAGCUGUGGCUCGCCACGCCAACGUCUGCUCCCAGACCAAUGGAGGAGGAGGAGGAGGAGGAGGAGGAGGUGGCGGCACCAACAUUCUCGCUCUGCCUCCAUCCUCCUCCUCUGCAGGGCAAGGUGGAGGUGCUAAUAAAAACUCCCAGCCAUCUUCUUCAAUGGAGGGAAUGGGAGGAGCUUCUCUCCGAGGGACGACUGUAGUGGACUUAAAUCCUGCCCAUGACGAUGACACCAUCUCCCAAUAACACACAAGAAACUGUCAGUCAAACCCACAACCCACCAAUCUCUAAGCCCAAACCAAUACUCCACCUCCCUCCCCCUUAUUUUUGAUUUGUUGCUGGUGCCUGGAGCCAAACUCCACUUUACGCUGAGGAGCGGCUCCUGUCAUUGAUUUACUUACAUUCAGCUUCACAGUGCUGGAGGGAAAAGAGGCGGGAGAGAGGUGCCCCGGUAGAUUGCAUGGUCACAUCCUUCUGAUGAGCCCCCAAAGUAAAAAGUACUCGACCCAGAGAUGCACCCCACACCUCCCCUCUGACACCACCUCAUACCUGAACCAGACAGGAUGUGAUGUGAACAUCCUGCAGGCAUGCCAGAGGAGAGGAUACGGAGCAGAGAAGCAAUAUCUCACCUGUCGAUAUGCAAAGGUCUCCGCAGUGCUGAGAUCGGACAUGUUUGGAUACAGGUCAGGCUCUGGGUGUUAAACCCCCGCUCUUAUAUGGUGCUUAACUGGGGCUUGAAACACUGGAUCAGUGGAAUCAGAGUGAGAACAUGGUUUCUUCUUUUCUGAAGGAAGUAUCCAGUAAUCAGACGGGGGGCUCUAAAGGGUGGAUUCAGUAUCUGCAUUUGGAAUCUGGACAGACACUAAAUGCCGCUCUGGGAAUAUGGAAUAUGGAUUACUGUGACAUGUUUCCUGGAUGUUCGGUGGCACCGCUCUUCUCUUUCCCCAGCAUACAGUCAUAUGCCAAAGGAUUACUACAGUAUUACGACAGCAUUAUUACGAUAUCGGGAGAAUAUGCAGACUUCCGGAAAGCACACCUUCUCUAUUAACUCUUAGCAGUCAAAGAGAUAAAUACAUGUUGGGCCUUGGAUUGAGAAUACGAGCACAUUGUCAACGUCUUGUCUCAAAGCAUCAAUAAUAACAAACUGUUAAAACUACAGUGAACUUUUUCUGGCACUUUAAUCGUCUGUUUUCAUCUCAUCUCUCUUCCCCCUCCUUCCCUCUCUUUCUCUCUCUCUCUCUUUCUCUUUCUGUCUCUCUCUUUCUCUCUCUCUCUUUCUCAUCUUCAUGAACAACUGAAUAGUAUAUUCUCCAGUAUUACCAAUCUAACUCUUUUGGCUGCGGAUGACUUAGGUAAUGUUGAAAUAAUCAAUGUGUUUGCGUCAAUGGUGGAUUGGUUCUCUAUAUGUCGGAGCAUUAAAAAAAGAAAAAAAAAACAAAAAACAAAAAAAACGUUGGUGUCCCGAGGACGGAGCCUUGAGGAACACCAGCUGGGAUUUAUUCAACGCCAAACCUUAAAGCACACACUUCCGGCUCUACAUUUGAUGGUGAAAACGGUGAAUUCUGAUGUUCUGUUUGACACUGGAAAGCAACUGUACCCGUACGAAACACUGGUGAACUUGACCAUAAGUGUUCCUACUACUAAAAGCUGGCAGAUCGUUAAAUGUAUUAAGCGGUUUUAAAAGAUGGCCAGCAGAACUUGCGCU
Thunnus maccoyii (southern bluefin tuna) is the source of this 3516-nucleotide messenger RNA. RefSeq lists its product as uncharacterized. Bases 111 to 2057 code for a protein of 648 amino acids. Lineage: Eukaryota; Metazoa; Chordata; Actinopteri; Scombriformes; Scombridae. The record is from RefSeq and is a predicted model, not a curated record. Gene Ontology annotation, molecular function: protein binding. The transcript has 12 exons.